CCGCUCCAGGCCUCCUAUUUUUCCUCACACUUUCCUCUCUCUUGAUUUUUUUUCCCUAUCUGGUAGGGUUCCAACGAUCUCCUUCGCCUACGAUUUAUCUCAUGAAUUCACAUUCUCAGGCUGAAUUCGUCUUGCUGUUGUGCUUGAUCUUCGUUUUCUCUCUUAUUUUUGCUCUCUUUCGAGGCUUUUUGAGUGCGAAUCCGUUUAGAUUCCACCCCCUGUGGGUUUUUGAGCCAUACUCAUGUCGAAGCUCUUCGCCUAUUCCGGCCGUGAAGAUUUUUUCCCUGGAGGGUCAAUAUACCCAAAUCCCAAGAACUCAAGUCUAUUCUUGUCCCUUCCUCACCACGUUGAUGUCUAUUUUCCUCCUCGCAAGAGGUCUCGCAUGUCUUCUUCCUUUGAGUCUGGUGGAGAAGGGGUUGUAUCAAAGGAAAAUGUCUCUAUUGAAAUUCUUCCAGAUGAGUGCCUCUUUGAGAUUUUCAGACGAUUGUCUGGUGAUAAAGAAAGGAGGGCCUGUGCAGGCGUUUCUAAACGAUGGCUUAUGCUUAUGAGCAACAUAUCUUGCCACGAUUUGAUUUCUGAGGAUGAGAUGGCCACAAAGGAGAUUGAAGACAUUGAAAUUGAGAGUGAUGGAUAUCUGUCAAGGAGCUUGGAAGGGAAAAAGGCAACAGAUCUCACACUUGCUGCCAUUUCUGUUGGAACUGCAAGUCGAGGGGGGUUAGGCAAGCUUGUGAUCCGUGGAAAUUAUCUUGUCGGCAAGGUGACCGACCUUGGACUCAGGGCAAUUUCUCAUCGGUGUCAAUCUCUGAGGGUUCUUUCUUUGUGGAAUCUGUCUUCCAUUGGAGAUGAAGGUCUCUGUGAGAUUGCCAAGGUCUCUCACCAGUUGGAGAAACUUGAUCUCUGUCGGUGCCCUGCUAUUUCUGACAAGGCUGUGGUUAAGAUAGCUAUGAGCUGCCCUAAGUUGACUGAUAUUUCAAUAGAAUCUUGUGCCAAAAUUGGAAAUGCAAGUCUGCGAGCUAUUGGGCAGUUCUGCCCCAAGCUCAAGUCCAUUAUGAUUAAAGAUUGCCCACUUGUUGGAGAUGAAGGAAUUGUAAGUUUGUUGUCUCUGAACACUUGUGUCAUGAACAAGGUGAAGCUUCAAGCUUUGAACGUUUCUGAUGUGUCUCUUGCUGUUAUUGGGCACUAUGGCAAGGCAGUUACCGACGCAGUCCUUACCGAUCUUAAAAACGUUAGCGAGAAAGGGUUCUGGGUCAUGGGCAAUGGUCAGGGACUACAAAACUUGAAGUCACUCACAAUUUCCUCCUGCAAUGGAGUGACGGACAUGGGGAUCGAAUCUAUUGGAAAAGGUAGUCCAAAUUUAAAGCACUUGUCUCUAAGAAAGUGUUCUUUCUUAUCUGAUAAAGGCAUGGUCUCUUUUGCAAAAGCUGUAAGGUCGCUUGAGUGCUUGCAAUUAGAGGAGUGCCAUAGGAUUUCUCAACUUGGGUUCUUUGGUAUCCUUUUGAACUACCGUAAAAGUUUGAAAGCUCUUUCUUUAAUAAACUGCUUGGGAAUUAAGGACAUGAACUCAGAAUUGCCCAUCUCGGCCUCUAGUGGAUCCUUGCGGUCGUUGACCAUCCGCAACUGCUAUGGUUUUGGCAACAGAAACCUUGCUUUACUGGGCAAGCUGUGUCCCCAGCUGCAGAAUGUGGAUUUUGGUGGCCUUGUUGGAAUUGACGAAUGUGGGUUUCUAGCUUGGCUCCAAAACUGUCAGUCGAGUUUAGUGAAGAUGGACGUUAGUGGUUGUGUCAACCUGACUGACAAGGUGGUUUCAUCCAUAAUCGAGCGCUAUGGUUGGACGCUCGAAAUGCUUAAUCUCGAUGGCUGUAGUAAGAUCACCGAUGCUAGCUUGACUUCCAUUGCAAACAACUGCCCAUUACUCAGUGAUCUCGAUGUCUCGAAGUGUUCGAUCACCGAUUCAGGGAUUGCAUCUCUAGCCCGUGCCAAGCAACUGAGUCUACAAGUCUUUUCGGUCGCGGGUUGUUCCUCUGUAUCGGAUAAAUGCCUGGCUGACUUGAUCAAAUUGGGCGAGACUCUUGUGGGUCUGAACAUCCAGCACUGUAAUGCAAUCAGUGGCAGCACUGUUGAUCUGCUUGUGGAGAAGCUCUGGAGGUGUGACAUUCUUUCAUAAAUUGAUAACAUACCGACCCGAGUCGACUGCAAACGGGCACCUGGGUUCGCCCUGCCUCUCAACGAUACCACGUCAUAGGUCCAUGCUUUUUCCCAGUUUACUUCUUUGGUUCUUUUAGGAGGAGUCAAGUUUCUGAAAGGGCAGGCUUAUAUUUAAUGUCAUUGUAGUGGUUGCUUUAGUCUGUUCAAAAGCCACGGUGCCUAGUGUUCCAUGGGCUUUGGCCAUCACAGCCCUUUUUGGGUUGUUUUUUUAAUACUUAUUGCCAAGCCUUAGUGUUUGAGGUGCCUCUUCCCCCCCCUCAUGGGAGAACUGCACGUGUAACCUUGCAUGCAAUAAAAGCUUCAGAGCCUGCCCUAUUUGUUGUA
Messenger RNA from Cucurbita moschata (crookneck pumpkin), 2529 nucleotides. Its product is annotated as EIN3-binding F-box protein 1-like. Gene Ontology annotation, molecular function: protein binding. The record is from RefSeq and is a predicted model, not a curated record. Bases 242 to 2164 code for a protein of 640 amino acids. Gene Ontology annotation, biological process: SCF-dependent proteasomal ubiquitin-dependent protein catabolic process. Gene Ontology annotation, cellular component: SCF ubiquitin ligase complex. The transcript has 2 exons. Lineage: Eukaryota; Viridiplantae; Streptophyta; Magnoliopsida; Cucurbitales; Cucurbitaceae.